Messenger RNA from Arabidopsis lyrata subsp. lyrata, 1735 nucleotides. Its product is annotated as probable splicing factor 3A subunit 1. Gene Ontology annotation, cellular component: U2 snRNP; U2-type prespliceosome; catalytic step 2 spliceosome. Gene Ontology annotation, molecular function: protein binding; RNA binding. Lineage: Eukaryota; Viridiplantae; Streptophyta; Magnoliopsida; Brassicales; Brassicaceae. Gene Ontology annotation, biological process: regulation of alternative mRNA splicing, via spliceosome; mRNA cis splicing, via spliceosome. The record is from RefSeq and is a predicted model, not a curated record. The transcript has 3 exons. The coding region runs from base 128 to 1456 and encodes 442 amino acids.
CUAAGCCUAUGGCUCAGUUUCUUCCUUGAUUGCCAAGCUUCGUUAAAUCUCGAAGUCGUCCGUUCUCCCUUUUUCUCGAAGUCAAGGCGUUCUCGCGGCGGAGAUUUUCCUUUCCGGCGGAGAAAAAAUGCCCAGUUCGACGCAGAAUGAAUUGCAAUCAGAGCAAAACAACUCCGAAGCAACGAGUAUCGAAACCAUCCAGCCACCUCUAGAUAUCAUAACUAGAACUAUUAUCGAAAGCACUGCACGUUCUGUUUCCAAAAACGGCUUGGAGCUUGAGAAAAAGAUCAUUGCCUCUUCGACUGAUCCAAGAUUCAACUUCUUGAGGAACACGGAAGAUCCUUGUCACGGAUAUUACAAGCGAAAGCUUGCUGAAUAUUCUGCUCAGAAUCAAGAUGAUUCUACAAAUGAACCAAACAUCAAAAUCUUUCACGCACCUAAAGAUGUACCAACUACAAGUAUUGUCGAUACAACAGCGCGUUUGGUUUCCAAAUUUGGGUUGGAGUUUGAGAUGAUGGUUAAGGAAUCUAAUACAGAUGAUGAAAGAUUCAACUUCUUGAAAAGCUCUGAAGAUCCUUAUCACGCAUUGUACAAGCAAAAGCUUGAUGAAUACGCAUCAGAUCCUCGUGACGAAUAUUAUCAGCGCAAGAUUGCUGAAUGCUACUCUCCGUCUAGGGUUCAGUCUCAAAGACUUGAUCUGCCUAAUUUUCUAGAUUGUAGAGUUCUUGAAGGGAUGACGCUCGAGGAGCUUGAUACCGUUAAGGUCACAGGGCAGUUUGUGGCGUGGUAUGGGGAUGUUUUUCGUGGGAAACUGAUGGAAAGAGUGAUGAUGAACCAUCAGUUUGAGUUUAUGAAGCAAACUGAUUACAGGUUCUCUUUCUUCAACGAGUUUGUUGUUGGGUAUUCGCAAGUAUUAAAUCCUCCCAAAUAUUUGAAAGAUAAGCUGAAUAACAAUGCCGCCUAUAUGACCGCCAUUCUUGAGGCUUUUCUCGAACGUAUUCUAUGGGAUCAUGUUCAGGAGCUUAAAUGGCUUGAUGGAGGGGAGAAUUCUAUGAUUGAAUGGCAUAACUCUGCGUCCAAAGAUUUUGUGGAGGAUCAUGAGUUGCUACCUAUGCUUGAAAUGUCUCCUCCUGCACCACUUCCUCCACAGAAGAGACCAGAGUUGGAUGAGUCAGCCCUUGUUCCACUUGAGCCAGAAGACCAGUUUCUUGCACAACAUGAGGGUUUGUCUAUAAUCAGGGUGAUUUGUGUUCCCGACGGGCAAGUAAUUAAGAUCACAGUGCAGUCGUUGUCCGAAAACGUAGCAAGUUUGAAGGAGAAAAUAGCUGAGGUGGUCCAGAUUCCAGCAAACAAACACAUGUUAAGUGGAAAUAGAGCGGUUUUAAAGGACAAUGAUAGGUCACUUGCUUAUUACAAUGUGAAAUCAGGAGCUAUCUUAAUACUGGACGUGGUCUGAGACAAAGAGAUGGACACAAAGGCUUGUAGAUGCUGGGACAAGGGAAUGCUUUUGAUCAAUCUUUAAAUACAUGUUUUAAAACUCUCUCUUACUGCUACAAGAAUGAUUAUUACUUAUUGACUUAAGUUUGUUUUAUUUUGGCAGCUACUUCUUAUGGGUCAUGGUGAAGCUCUUUUAGAGCAUUUUGGUUUCUAUUCUAAAGUUUUCAAUAACUAAACAAAUUGACUUGUAAAAAUAUCAAUAAGGAUGUUAUAUCUCAUUCUUUUAUUCCAAAUUGAA